CGGUUCCAACGGCGCCGCCUUGGCCCCCAUGUGCAUGGAACCCUCUUCUCCGCCGACGCACGCACGCCGUGUGAAGCGCCCCACGACCGCCGCGCCCUCGUUCGCCAUCGCCACGGUGACGCGAAACCCUCACCGCUUCGGCGCGUGGCUCGACUACUACCGGCGGCUCGGCGCGGCGCACGUCUUUCUCGCGGUCGAGCAGUCUCCCGAUGUGGUCGCGUACUGCGAGGCGCACGCGGCGGGCUUCGUGACGCUAUCGGUGGCGAGCGAGCAGUCCAAUCCCUACUUCACCCUCAUCGACCGCCAGGAGGCGCACGUCAACGCGGCGCUCGCCGGGUGCGCGGUGCACGGGGUCGACUGGCUCUUCCAUGUGGACGACGACGAGCUGCUCCACUUUUGUGAGCCGUGGGAGGAGGUGGUGCGGCGCGUUCCGCGUGAUGCUGACUGCCUCGUCCUCACCAACGUCGAGGCGGUGCCCGAUCACGCCGGCUCCGACUUCACGACCAUCUCGCGCUUCUUCCUUGACGACGACUUGUUCCUGUGCUACGUCAACGGCAAGGCGGGCGGGCGAGUCGGCUCAACCGCGGCGAGCGGCUCGCACCGCUUCACCGGCGUCGAGUGGCUGGUCCCGCUCGAGAGCGCCAUGCUGAUGCACUUUGAGUCGUGCCCGUACGGGCGCUGGCGCGACAAGUUCAUGCACUAUGCGAGCCUGCAGCGCAAGAUGUCGGACAUUCCGUUCCGCUUCUACGUCGACUCGAUCCUCGCCUGCCGGCGCGUCGUCGCCGAGCGGCGCGAGCGCGAGAGGCGCAACGAGCGCUCCGCCGCCGGCCUCCGCAGCAGCCGCCGCACCGGGGUGGCGCGCAAGAUGCGUCUCGGCUCAGGCGAGGCGGCGCUGCGCGGCUUUUGGCGGCGGCGCAAGCUGCUGCACUACACGGCGCACCCCGGUGCCAUUGUGACAGUCCGGCACCUCGCUCUGCGCGACCCCGCUCCGGGGCGCGUCGAGACGCGGGGCGGCCGCGGUGGCCGCGCGGCGCCGGCGGCGGCCCUGCUGUGCCACUGGGGCGAGAGGCGGAAGGAGGGGCUCAAUCUGGACACCUAGGCGGUGCGCCACCAGCGCCGGGCGGGAGCGCCGGGGCCAUGGUACACGAUUUUGCUUAUUUCGGGCCAAAGAAUGAUACAGUAGUCACA
Messenger RNA from Emiliania huxleyi CCMP1516, 1188 nucleotides. RefSeq lists its product as hypothetical. Lineage: Eukaryota; Haptophyta; Isochrysidales; Noelaerhabdaceae. The transcript has a single exon. The record is from RefSeq and is a predicted model, not a curated record. The coding region runs from base 29 to 1099 and encodes 356 amino acids.